Messenger RNA from Elephantulus edwardii (Cape elephant shrew), 948 nucleotides. RefSeq names its product solute carrier family 39 (zinc transporter), member 3 (gene SLC39A3). Gene Ontology annotation, molecular function: zinc ion transmembrane transporter activity. The coding region runs from base 1 to 948 and encodes 315 amino acids. The transcript is spliced from 2 exons. The record is from RefSeq and is a predicted model, not a curated record. Lineage: Eukaryota; Metazoa; Chordata; Mammalia; Macroscelidea; Macroscelididae. Gene Ontology annotation, cellular component: plasma membrane. Gene Ontology annotation, biological process: zinc ion transmembrane transport.
AUGAAGCUGCUGGUGGCCAAGAUCCUGUGCAUGGUGGGGGUGUUCUUCUUCAUGCUGCUGGGCUCCCUCCUGCCCGUGAAGAUCAUCGAGACGGACUUUGAGAAGGCUCACCGCUCCAAGAAGAUCCUGGCCCUCUGCAACACCUUUGGGGGCGGCGUCUUCCUGGCCACCUGCUUCAAUGCUCUGCUGCCCGCUGUGAGGGAGAAGCUCCAGAAGGUCCUGAGCCUGGGCCACGUAAGCACUGAUUACCCACUGGCCGAGACCAUCAUGAUGGUGGGCUUCUUCAUGACCGUCUUCCUGGAGCAGCUGAUCCUGACCUUCCGCAAGGAGAAGCCCUCCUUCAUCGACCUGGAGACUUUCAACGCUGGCUCGGACGCGGGCAGUGACUCCGAGUACGAGAGCCCCUUCAUGGGCAGCACGCGGGGCCACGCGCUGUACGCAGAGCCCAGCCCGCACACCCACAGCCAUGGCCUGAGCGCCCAGGAGCUGUCCCGCUCCAGCCCCCUGCGGCUGCUCAGCCUGGUCUUUGCACUCUCGGCCCACUCCAUCUUCGAGGGCCUGGCGCUGGGCCUGCAGGAGGAGGGCGAGAAGGUGGUCAGCCUCUUUGUGGGUGUGGCCAUCCACGAGACCCUGGUGGCCGUAGCCUUGGGCAUCAGCAUGGCCCGGAGCACCAUGCCGCUCCGGGAGGCAGCCAAGCUGGCCGUGAUGGUCAGCAUCAUGAUCCCACUGGGCAUCGGCAUUGGGCUGGGCAUCGAGAGCGCGCAGGGGAUGCCCAGCAGCGUGGCCUCGGUGCUGCUGCAGGGCAUGGCAGGUGGCACCUUCCUCUUCGUCACCUUCUUUGAGAUCCUGGCCAAGGAGCUGGAGGAGAAGAGUGACCGGCUGCUGAAGGUGCUCUUCCUGGUGCUGGGCUAUGCUGUCCUGGCCGCCAUGGUCUUCCUCAAGUGGUGA